GUUCCCCCUCACCAUCCCCACCGGUGUUUCCCUAAAGCCGUGCGCUGUCUGUCGCUGCCGGAGGCCAAGUGGGGCUGAGUUGUCCUUAGUGCCGUAUUUCUGAGUCAGGGCCUUUCUGCCUGGUGCAGUGCUGUGCCUGGCUGCCCUUCUCCUGCCUCUGCAGGCCUGAGGGGCCUUGAGGGCUGAACUUCUUGGUGGCUUGUGGGGGAUUUAGGGCAAGCAGCUGCCUCAUCCAGAUUAAUAAAUUACCUUUUGCUGCUGGCUAGGAACACCUGUGGAAUAUAUUGGGCUGCUCUGUUCAUGUUUCGGGCAGUUGUUUUAUAUUAGGAAUCCUGAUUUUUCUGUCCGUGUGUCCAUUCUUUAUUACAAUUUCAAAUCAGAGCUCAAAGAGAGAAAUUUAUUCCAGGAGAUGGUGGGAGAGCAGCAGAGGAGAGGGAAUCCCAGUGAUGUUCGCUUUCUGUUCCUUUUUCACUCAGCUGUUCCCCGUUUGGUGAUAUUUUGAGUCCUGUCAGCAUUGUGUUGCAUUCAAGAGAGGCAGACACACCGUGUGGCUUUUGUAUUCAGUUCGAGAUAGAGAUGCUUCUCCUAAGCUAUCCUGGCCAUACUCCUCAACCACCCACAAAGGAUUGUGUUUCAGUGUGUUACUGUCUGAAUGGCUGCAGUCAAUUAGGUUUUGAUGGAGUUGUCACUGCCCAGGAUAAGUCAGGAGUGUCUCACUGUGACUGUCACCUCAAGCUCAGGAGGGUCCUUCUCAGUGGCACUCUGAACUGAAAAGACCGGAUUUUCUGAAGUUUUCCACAAGGAAAAAUGGUCAACACAAGGAAAGGAUAGAGCGGACCUGUGGAUAAGCGCAGAAUAUGUUGCCCUGGCACUAUUUUAGUCUGGCGCAGACAGCAAACUUGGUGCUGGAAGAUGGAACGAAGAUGAAGGGCUAUUCUUUUGGCCAUCCAUCCUCCAUAGCAGGGGAAGUCGUAUUCAACACUGGUCUUGCUGGAUACACUGAAGCCUUGACAGAUCCCAGCUACAAAGGACAGAUUCUUACACUAGCUAACCCCAUAAUUGGGAAUGGUGGAGUACCUGACACGGCUGCUUUGGACAAAAUGGGCCUCAGGAGGUUUCUAGAGUCUGAUGGAAUCAAGGUUUCAGGUUUGGUGGUACUGGAUUACAGCAAUGAAUAUAGUCACUGGCAGGCUGCUAGGAGCCUGGGAGAGUGGUUGCAGGAAGAAAAGGUGCCUGCUCUGUAUGGGAUUGACACCAGAAUGCUGUCCAAAUUAAUUCGGGACAAGGGCACCGUACUUGGUAAGAUUGAAUUUGAAGGUCAGCCUGUGGAGUUUGCAGAUCCAAAUAAGCAGAACUUAAUUGCAGAAGUGUCAACCAAGGAAAUCAAAAUAUAUGGUAGAGGGAAUCCAAUUAAAGUGGUAGCUGUUGACUGUGGGUUGAAGCACAACAUUAUCCGUCUGCUAGUAAAGCGAGGUGCAGAAGUGCAUUUGAUUCCAUGGGACCAUGAUUUCACCAGCAUGGAGUAUGAUGGACUCUUAAUUUCUGGAGGCCCAGGGGAUCCACUGAAGGCCCAGGAGGUGAUUCAGAAUGUUAGAAAGGUCCUGGAGAGCAAUCGCCCGGAGCCCUUGUUUGGAAUCAGCAUGGGCAGUCUGAUCACUGGAAUAGCGGCUGGAGCUACUUCCUACAAGAUGCAGAUGGCCAACAGAGGGCAGAACCAGCCCGUUUUGAACAUGGUGAAUGGACGAGCUGUCAUCACUGCUCAGAACCACGGUUAUGCCAUCGACAGCUCUACCCUCCCACCUGGCUGGAAACCUCUGUUUGUGAAUGCCAAUGAUCAAACAAACGAGGGAAUUAUGCACGAGACCAAACCAAUUUUCACAGCGCAGUUCUAUCCAGAGGCAAAUCCAGGGCCAACAGACACAGAGUUCCUCUUUGAUUCGUUUAUGUCACUGGUUAAGAAAGAGAAAGGCACUACCAUUGCCUCGGUCCUGCCCAAGGCUGGAGCGGCAGCUUCCAGAGUAGAGGUCUCCAAAGUUCUCCUUCUAGGAUCUGGGGGUCUGUCGAUCGGUCAGGCAGGGGAAUUUGAUUACUCUGGAUCCCAGGCUGUGAAAGCCAUGAAGGAAGAAAAUGUGAAAAUCAUUCUCAUGAAUCCCAAUAUUGCUUCAGUGCAGACCAAUGAGACUGGCUUAAAGCAAGCUGAUGCUGUCUACUUCCUCCCCAUCACUCCACACUUUGUUACGGAGGUCAUCAAGGCUGAGCGGCCUGACGGAUUAAUUCUGGGCAUGGGCGGCCAGACGGCUCUCAACUGUGGAGUGGAACUCUUCAAGCAAGGAGUGCUGCAGAAGUACGGUGUGAAGGUCCUAGGUACAUCAGUUGAAUCCAUCAUGGCUACAGAGGAUAGACAGCUCUUUUCUGACAAACUGACUGAGCUGAAUGAAAAGAUUGCUCCUAGCUUUGCAGUGGAAUCGGUUGAAGAUGCUUUGGAGGCAGCUGAAAAGAUCUGCUACCCUGUCAUGAUACGUUCUGCUUAUGCCCUUGGUGGUCUGGGAUCAGGCAUAUGUCAUGAUAAGGAAAGUCUGCUGGAUCUUGGUAUCAAGGCAUUUGCAGUGACUAACCAAAUUCUGGUGGAAAAGUCAGUUGUUGGCUGGAAGGAGAUAGAGUAUGAAGUUGUGAGAGAUGCUGCUGAUAACUGUAUUGCUGUCUGCAAUAUGGAAAACAUUGAUGCUAUGGGAGUCCACACAGGGGAUUCUGUUGUAGUGGCUCCGAGCCAGACGCUCACUAAUGAGGAAUUUCAGAUGCUGAGAGAUCGUGCCAUCAAGGUUGUCCGUCAUUUGGGCAUCGUGGGAGAGUGUAAUAUCCAGUUUGCUCUGCAUCCAACUUCCCUGGACUACUACAUCAUUGAAGUUAAUGCCAGGCUCUCAAGAAGUUCAGCUUUGGCAUCCAAAGCAACAGGGUAUCCGUUAGCAUUCAUUGCUGCCAAAAUUGCCUUAGGGAUCACCCUACCAGAAAUCAAAAACGUGGUGACAGGAAAAACCUCUGCCUGCUUUGAGCCCAGCCUGGAUUACGUCGUUACCAAGAUACCCCGCUGGGAUUUGGACCGUUUUCAGGGUACCUCCAACCGGAUAGGAAGCUCCAUGAAAAGUGUGGGAGAGGUCAUGGCUAUCGGACGCACUUUCGAAGAGAGCUUCCAGAAGGCCUUGCGAAUGUGCCACCCCUCCGUGGAUGGCUUCACUUCGCGUCUGCCCAUGAACAAAGCCUGGUCAGCCAACUUCGACCUCCGGAAGGAGCUCUCAGAGCCGUCCAGCACUCGGAUAUAUGCGAUGGCCAAGGCCUUGGAUAAUGAAGUAUCUGUGGAUGACAUUCACAAACUCACAGCCAUUGACAAGUGGUUCCUCUACAAGAUGCGUGGUAUUGUGAACAUGGAGAAGAUCUUGAAGGAAGCAAACAGCGAAGCUGUUCCAGAAGAGACACUGAGGAGAGCCAAACAGAUCGGCUUCUCGGACAGGCAGAUUGGGAAGUGCCUGGGGCUGACUGAAGUCCAGAGCCGUCAGCUGAGACGGAGGAAGAAUAUAGUGCCCUGGGUGAAGCAGAUUGACACGCUGGCAGCAGAAUACGCUGCGGUAACUAAUUACCUCUACAUCACGUACAAUGGGCAGGAACAUGAUGUAAAAUUUGAUGACUGUGGAGUGAUGGUGUUGGGCUGUGGACCAUAUCACAUAGGCAGCAGCGUGGAGUUUGAUUGGUGUGCGGUCUCCAGCAUCCGCACGCUGCGUCAGCUUGGCAACAAGACAGUCGUGGUGAAUUGCAACCCGGAGACAGUGAGCACAGAUUUUGAUGAGUGUGACAGACUGUACUUUGAAGAGCUGUCAUUGGAAAGGAUCUUGGACAUCUACCAACACGAGGGAUGCAGUGGUUGCAUUAUUUCUGUAGGUGGGCAGAUUCCCAAUAACUUGGCUGUGCCACUGUACCAGAGUGGAGUGAAGAUCCUUGGCACGAAUCCUUUGCAGAUUGACCGGGCAGAAGAUCGCGCCACGUUCUCGGCUGUUUUGGACGAGCUGCACGUGGCCCAGGCCCACUGGAAGGCAGUCAGCACUCUGAAAGAUGCAGUUGAAUUUGCAAGCUCCAUGAGUUACCCAUGCUUGUUGAGGCCUUCCUAUGUCCUGAGUGGGUCUGCAAUGAAUGUAGUAUUCACUGAGGAGGAGAUGAAGACGUUCUUAGCAGAAGCCACCAGAGUCUCCCAGGAUCACCCUGUGGUGCUCACUAAAUUUAUUGAAGAUGCCCGCGAGGUGGAAAUGGAUGCUGUAGCCAAGACAGGAAGAGUUAUCUCGCAUGCCAUUUCAGAGCACGUGGAGAAUGCAGGCGUUCACUCUGGAGAUGCCACCCUCAUGUUGCCCACACAGACUAUUAGCCAGGGAGCUUUGGAGAAGGUAAAAACUGCCACAAGAAAGAUUGCAAAUGCCUUUGCCAUCUCUGGUCCAUUCAACAUUCAGUUCUUGGUGCGAGGAAAUGAUGUGCUGGUGAUAGAGUGCAAUUUGCGGGCUUCACGCUCCUUCCCUUUUGUAUCCAAGACUCUGGGUGUGGACUUCAUUGAUGUGGCCACAAAAGUGAUGAUUGGAAAGGAGGUUAAUGAGUCAUCCCUUCCCACACUGGAGCAUCCAAUUAUUCCCUCCAAAUACGUUGGGAUUAAGGCCCCAAUGUUCUCCUGGUCUCGGCUGAGAGAUGCUGACCCUGUUCUUCGAUGUGAAAUGGCCUCUACUGGGGAGGUUGCCUGCUUUGGGGAGGAUGUGUACUCCGCCUUCCAGAAGGCUAUGCUUGCCACAGGGUUUACGUUUCCUAAGAAAGGAAUUCUGAUCGGAAUCCAAGAUUCCUUCCGCCCAAAAUUCCUCAGUGUGGCAGAACUACUUCACGAGGAAGGUUUGAAGCUUUAUGCCACAGAAGCAACUUCUGACUGGCUCAAUGCUAACAGUAUCCCAGCAACUUCUGUGGCAUGGCCAUCGCAGGAAAGCCAGAGCCCCAGGCUCCCUUCGGUCAGGAGGCUGGUAAGGGACAGGAAGAUAGAUCUGGUGAUUAACCUGCCCAACAGCAACACCAAGUUUGUCCGUGAUAAUUAUGUGAUCCGGCGGCUGGCUGUUGACAGUGGGAUUGCUCUGCUCACUAAUUUCCAGGUGACGAAGCUGUUUGCUGAAGCUAUGAAGUACUCUGGGAAACUGGACUCCAAGAGUCUCUUCCACUACAGACAGUGUGACAGUGGAGACCAAGCAUAGAAGAGCUAUCCCCAGCCUGCAGUCUUACUGCUUCUGGCACUACAAGAGAGGCGAUCUUGGACCAUCCAUCUAACCAUCUUUCCAUGUAUUUGAUAGCAUCUGCAACGUUUGUCUUUCCAGCUUACAGAAACUAAUACCCAGCCAAUACUUUUGAUCAAGAGGUUUAUUGGAAAGCCGUCCUCUCCCCAGCCUCUCCAUCCUCUUUUCCCCAUUUCCACUUAGCAAAUAUUAGUUACCUACUAGAUGGGUAAAUCCGGAUGGCACCAUAGCAAAGGAGUUGGAAGGAGAUGCAAAUGAUUCUACAUGGAGAUAUUUCCUUCUUUUUAUAACCAAGCCUGCUCCUCCUUUGAAGGUCCUUCCUUGGGUCCAUACCUGCAGCCGUUCUCAUGCUGCACUGCUAGAGCCUGGCCCCAGGCUUCCAUAGAACAACGUUUAGUUUUCUCUUUCCAUUGCUGAUUUUUGAGGAUUAUAUAACAAUUAGCCUUCCUCCUACUUGAUCCACCAUGAACACCUGCUGCGGUGCAGAACUGCUGAGGGUCAUGAUUGUGACAGGAACUCUUUAAAGAUGAAAGAAUAUGAACUAUUCCAUGACAGCAAGUGACAGGCAGGAUGCAGCUACUUUCUGUUUGUUUUUUAACUCUGGCCAAGCAUCAUCUUUUGCAGCCUACAGAUUUGUUGGGAGAGGGAGGCUGUAUGUGUGUGUGCUGGAAUUGCUUCCAAGUUCUGCUCAGUCCUUCAGGCGCUCUCUCUCUCUCUCUUUUUUUUUUUUUUUUUUUUUUUUUUUU
Dromaius novaehollandiae (emu) is the source of this 6049-nucleotide messenger RNA. RefSeq names its product carbamoyl-phosphate synthase 1 (gene CPS1). Gene Ontology annotation, biological process: 'de novo' pyrimidine nucleobase biosynthetic process; L-glutamine metabolic process. The transcript is spliced from 40 exons. Gene Ontology annotation, molecular function: ATP binding; carbamoyl-phosphate synthase (glutamine-hydrolyzing) activity; metal ion binding. The record is from RefSeq and is a predicted model, not a curated record. Gene Ontology annotation, cellular component: cytoplasm. The coding region runs from base 858 to 5264 and encodes 1468 amino acids. Lineage: Eukaryota; Metazoa; Chordata; Aves; Casuariiformes; Dromaiidae.